Lagenorhynchus albirostris (white-beaked dolphin) is the source of this 2409-nucleotide messenger RNA. It is a transcript of the gene FAM169A, whose product is annotated as family with sequence similarity 169 member A. The record is from RefSeq and is a predicted model, not a curated record. Lineage: Eukaryota; Metazoa; Chordata; Mammalia; Artiodactyla; Delphinidae. Bases 227 to 2239 code for a protein of 670 amino acids. The transcript has 13 exons.
UCCGGCCUCGCGCCCCGCCGGCCCCGGCCCCGCACCCCCGUGCGCGGGCGGUGACUUGGAUCAAGAGCUGCGGGCUGCCCCGAGGACUCGGGCGCGACGCAGGCCCACGCCGGCCACCCGGGCCCGGGGCGCGCGUCCAGCUGCGGGUAACUGGCCUGCUCCCCCGAGGGGCGUGUGGCACGCCCCAGGUGCGCCGGCCUCCGCGCCAGCGCCACCAUUUUGUAGGAUGGCAUUCCCUGUGGAUAUGCUGGAUAAUUGCAGUCAUGAGGAAAUGGAAAAUUCUGCCGAAGAUUACAUGUCAGAUCUCAGGUGUGGGGACCCUGAAAAUCCUGAAUGUUUUUCUCUGCUCAAUAUUACGAUUCCUAUUAGCCUGUCAAAUGUAGGCUAUGUACCUCUCUAUGGUGGAGAUCAGACCCAGAAAGUUCUUGCUCUUUUUGCACCUGAGGACUCACUCACAGCUGUGGCACUUUACCUUGCUGAUCAGUGGUGGGCUAUUGAUGAUAUUGUGAAAACAUCUGUCCCUUCUAGAGAGGGACUUAAGCAGGUGAGAACUCUUGGGGAGAGAGUGGUUCUGUAUGUUCUGAAUCGAAUUAUUUAUAGAAAGCAGGAAAUGGAGAGAAAUGAGAUCCCAUUCCUGUGUCAUAGCAGUACUGAUUAUGCUAAGAUUCUGUGGAAGAAAGGAGAGGCCAUUGGGUUUUAUUCAGUUAAGCCUACAGGAAGCAUAUGUGCCUCGUUUCUUACCCAAAGCUACCAACUGCCAGUUCUUGAUACAAUGUUCGUAAGAAAGAAAUAUAGAGGCAAAGACUUUGGGCUUCAUAUGCUGGAGGACUUCGUUGAUUCCUUUACAGAAGAUGCACUUGGCUUGCGGUAUCCACUGACCUCUCUCAUGUACAUAGCUUGCAACCAGUACUUUGAAAAAUAUCCAGGAGACCAUGAACUGCUUUGGGAAGUUGAAGGUGUUGGACACUGGUACCAGAGAAUACCAAUCACCAGAGCAUUACAAAGAGAAACAUUUAAAAUUACAGCAGUUUCUCAAAAUGAAGCUAAAAGACCUGUGUCUGGAGAAUACGGUCUUGGAUCUGUUCCAGACUAUGAAGCAGGAGCUGAAGACAGUCUGUCUAGUGAGAUGCAGCUAACGAUUGAUUCUCUAAAAGAUGCCUUUGCAAGUACUUCUGAAGGUCACGGUAAAACACCUGUUUCCACUCGUACUCGAAGUAGUCAUCUAAAGCGGCCAAAGAUUGGAAAACGGUUUCAGGAUUCUGAAUUUAGUAGUUCUCAAGGGGAAGAUGAAAAGACUCCCCAGACUUCACCUACAGCUUCAGUGAACAAAUUGGAGUCUACUGCACGAACAUCAGAGAGCUCAGAAGAAUUCUUGGAAGAAGAACCUGAACAGAGUGUGAUUGAAUUUGAGGAUGAAAGCAGUGAUAAAAAUGUUCAACCAGCACCAGAAACCCAGCCAGGCCUGGAAAAGCAAGAAGGUGAAAAGGAAUCUGAAUCAGAGCCUAUGAAUGGUGAGAUAAUGGAUGAUACUCUUAAGACUUCACUUAUAACAGAAGAGGAGGACUCCACUAGCGAAGUGUUAGGUGAAGAAUUAAAAUUGCAGUCUUUUAAUUCCAGUGAAGACUCUACGAAUCUUGUUCCACUGGUGGUAGAAUCUUCAAAAUCUCCUGAGGCUGUUGCACAGGAUAAGACUUCACAUGUAACUGACUCAGAAAUGUUGCUAGAUGAAGGCCCAUCUGAUGACAAGGGGCACACUGAAGAGAGGCUGCCUCUAGUUUCAAGAAAGAAAGCACAUUUUGGGAGUUCAGACAAUGUAGCUACUAUCCCAAAUGAAGAACGGUCCGACAGUGGUUUUCCAAACUCUGUGAUAACUGAAUUUUCUGAAGAAUCGAUUCCUGAAAAUGUAUCACCCAACACUACUGCCUCAUUGGAAGACCAGGGUGAGGAGGGGGUAGCUGAGCCCCAGGAAACAUCUCCAGCUCUUCCUCAGAGCUCUUUAAUAGAGGUUGAACUUGAAGAUGUGCCAUUUUCACAGAACGCAGGACAGAAGAACCAGUCAGAGGAGCAGUCUGAAGCAUCUUCUGAGCAACUGGAUCAGUUGAUGCAAUCAACAGAGAAGACUGUGGAUAGCAGCUCAGAGGAGAUAGAAGUGGAAGUGCCUGUGGUUGACAGGCGGAAUUUAAGAAGAAAGGCCAAAGGGCACAAAGGACCUGCGAAGAAGAAAGCCAAGCUGACCUGAAUGAGGAAGAAAUGUGGAUGAUAAAUCCUCUUCUUUGUAACGUAAUUGUUGUUUUUAAAAUAUGGCAGUUAAUAAAUAGCAUGGGGCACAGGAUAAAAACUCCAAAUUUUCAAUUUGAACUUAUUUAUGAUGCCGCUUUUCCCUCCCCUGUAGGACCUAGGAUUCACCGU